CAGCGCGGCGCGGGGCGGGGCGGGGCGGGGCGGCCUUUGGCGGAGCGGUGCUAAGAUGGCGCUGCUGCUGCUGCGGGACCCGCUGAACUCCCGGGCGCGGCCGCUGCCGCUGCCCCCCGGCGGCGGCUCCGUGCGCGGCCUCCUGCGGGACUGCGCCCGGCGGCUGCGUAUUCCCGAAGAAAGUUUAUACGUGAAGUGCAACGGGCGGCUGGCUAAUGAUGACGAUGUUCUCCAGAAUGGCGUGGUGUAUAGCCUGGAACCGAGGCUUUGUGGUGGAAAAGGAGGAUUUGGAUCUAUGCUGCGAGCACUUGGUGCACAGAUUGAAAAGACAACAAAUAGAGAGGCUUGCCGAGAUCUCAGUGGAAGGAGACUUCGAGAUGUCAAUCAUGAAAAAGCGAUGGCUGAAUGGGUGAAGCAGCAAGCAGAACGGGAAGCAGAAAAAGAGCAAAGGCGCUUGGAAAGGCUGCAGCGGAAACUUGCAGAGCCAAAGCACUACUUUAUAAAUCCAGAUUACCAGCAGCAGUGUCAUGAAAUGGCUGAGCGGCUAGAAGAUUCAGUCCUUAAAGGAUUGCAGGCCACUUCAAGCAAAGUAGUGUCACCGGGAAGUGGCAAUAGCCGGAAGCGUCCAGGUGAAUCUGGAAAGAAUGGAACAAAAUAUGGAAAGAAAAAAUGCUUUUUGCUGGGAUUGGAAGGAUUGGAUGAUACUGACAGUUCAGAUUCUGACAACGACAGUGAAAACGAUUCCCCUCAUGCAUCUGACGGAAGUUGUCCAUCAGGCAGUGGAUAUAGUGAAAACGCUGGCAAUUCAAACAAAUGUUCAAACAGCCCUGUGGAUCCAGCAGAACAUAGUCCAGUUACUGAGAAGGCACCGGAGCAGCCAGAAGUUAGUGGAAGAGACCUGCAAAGGGAGAUGCACAAAGGUGGGCAAACUGAAAUUCCAGCUGAUGAAAACAGUAAAAUGACAGAGCCCCAGAAGGAAGAGGCCCAAGAAAACAAUGAAGUAACCCAAGCCGUGAAAGAAGAGGUGCAAGAAAAUGUUUCUUCCAAGGUGCAGGAAAUGGACCAGUCACAGAGCACAGAGGUGGAACCAAUAGACCUACUCACGUUCAACUCUGCUGCUGAAAUGGAAGUGCUGGGUUUAGAUAAACUGAAGGUGGAAUUGAUGGCUUUAGGACUGAAAUGUGGAGGCACUUUACAGGAAAGAGCAGCAAGGCUUUUCUCAGUGAGAGGUCUCACUAGAGACCAGAUCAAUCCUUCCUUAUUUGCAAAGCCACCUAAAGGGAAAAAAGCGAAAGUUUAAAUUAUUUUGCGUCUGUGUACUUUUAAGUUUUCCUUAUUCUGUUUCCAUUCUGUACUGCCACAGAAUUCUUUGUUAUCACCGGAUAGUUUUCUGUUUCUAUUUUUAAUGAAGUUUAGUUAACAUAACACAGUAAGUUGCUCAAUAGUGAGUUAGUUUUGUGCUCAUUGUACAGGAGUGGUAUAGUAUUCUUUACAAAUGGUUAUAACAAGUCUUAAUGUGACAGAACAAAAUUGCUGCAGACGGGAAGAAAUAACCUGAAUAUCUUGAAUUUGAUGGUUCUAUGACACUGUCGUCAUUUAUUUUAAGAAGUAUCAAUCCUUUCUUGGAUUUAAUUUGAUUCUCCUUUAAUAUGUAUUCAAGAUAGCACAGUUACAACUGUCAAAAGAUAAACAUCAGACUCAUAAACUUCAGCUUUUAAGCCUAAGUAAUAUAAAAAGAACAUUUUUAUAUGGAUGAGGAUAGUAUAAAUACUGUUCUAUGAAUUUGUGAGAUGUCAGGUAUCAAUACGAUAUCAGUUAAUAAUUGAUAUAAGUAUUUCUUUUAUAAGAACUAGUUAAAUAAACAAAUUUACUACUUUUCUUGAAAAGUAUCUGAGUGAGGAAAAAGAGAUGUACAUCCUUAAGAAAUUAAAAAGAAUAAAUUAUAUUUGUUGCUUGC
This is a messenger RNA of Cygnus olor (mute swan), 1957 nucleotides long. It is a transcript of the gene SDE2, whose product is annotated as SDE2 telomere maintenance homolog. NCBI's taxonomy places the organism in Eukaryota, Metazoa, Chordata, Aves, Anseriformes, Anatidae. Gene Ontology annotation, cellular component: nucleus. The transcript has 7 exons. The record is from RefSeq and is a predicted model, not a curated record. The coding region runs from base 56 to 1300 and encodes 414 amino acids.